Molecule: messenger RNA, 861 nt
Organism: Clunio marinus
Lineage: Eukaryota; Metazoa; Arthropoda; Insecta; Diptera; Chironomidae
Source: the annotation of a GenBank genome assembly
AACCGUUGAAAUUGAAAAUAAAAACACAACAAGAAUAAUUAUUAGCAGUGAAAAAUGAUUAAAACACCUUUAAAACUCUUUAAAAAGAAAAACUUACUUGACAAUGCAACACCUUAUAAUAUUCCUGAAAGUCCACUUAUGAAAAAACUUGGCUAUGGAACUGGAAUCGCCGUUUAUUUAUUGAAUGCAAGCAGCAAGAAAACAAAAAAAUCGACAACAAGUCCUUGGGCCAUCAAAAAAUGUUUAAAGGAUAAAACUGACAAGACUUAUUCUCAACGACUUGCUGCAGAGGCUGAUAUUCUAAGAACUUUGACACAUCCAAAUAUUGUCGGAUUUCGUGCUUUUCAGAUGUCUACUGAUGGAAGAUUCAACUUGGCAAUGGAGGCUUGCACAUCAUCAUUAGGUGACUUAAUUGAAAAUCGCUUUGAAAUGAAACUUGGGCCUUUGGAAAGUGAAAAAAUCAUCAUCAUGGCAUUUGAUGUCUCAAAAGCAUUGAAUUAUCUUCAUAACGAGGCUCUUUAUUUACACGGCGAUUUGAAGUCAUUCAACAUAUUAGUUAAAGGCGAUUUUGCUGCUUGUAAACUGUGCGACUUUGGUGUAAGUCUUCCAAUCAAAAAGGACUGUUUAUUGGAUUUUGAUAAGCAACCAAAUGCUUGCUACACUGGAACUGAUUUGUGGAAUGCACCAGAAGUAUUCGAAGAAGAUCCUGAACUAAUCUCAACGAAAUCAGAAAUUUUCAGCUUUGGUCUUUAUGAUGAGAUCUUACAAGUUUUCUAUAUUUGCACUGAUGAAGAUCCUGAGAAACGUCCAGACGCAAAGUCUCUGGAACGUAUCUUCAAAGAGUUGAAAAACAUUGAAUAA